Exophiala mesophila is the source of this 1260-nucleotide messenger RNA. RefSeq lists its product as uncharacterized. NCBI's taxonomy places the organism in Eukaryota, Fungi, Ascomycota, Eurotiomycetes, Chaetothyriales, Herpotrichiellaceae. The coding region runs from base 1 to 1260 and encodes 419 amino acids. The transcript has 2 exons. The record is from RefSeq and is a predicted model, not a curated record.
AUGCGACACGAGCCUACCUUGCUGGGCAUUCCGCCCGAGAUUCGUCGCAUGAUUCUCGAACAGCUCUUCCCACCAAACUUACAUCAUCCCUAUGAACUCAUCCUCAAUCGGCAUGGCCAGAUUGAAGUGGCGCUGGAGAAGCACGAGAAAAGUGUUCUCAUUGCCCUUCUGCUCACUUGCGAAAAACUAGCCCAAGAAACCAGACACGUUCUCUUUGCAAACCCAUUGGUCAUCGUCUGGGAUGAUGUUCCUGUCUUCGAAUGCACCUUCGGUCCUCAGAUUUCUGCCCAACUCCGUUCCAUCGAUAUCGUGUCUGAGGAGCGCGGCAACACUUUUGGCUUUGUCGCCUUGAUCAAGAAUUUGGCCUCUAAGUUCCCAAAUCUGGAAAAGGUCAACAUCUCCUUCAAGGAGACCACUCGAUUUCUGGCGGGUCUUUUCGAUUUAACGACUGCCAUCUGUCCUUGCACAUCCUUAUUCCAGGGCCCGCAGCUUAAGAUCGUCGUCCAUGAGAUUCCCCGUCAUCUCCUAGAGACGGAUUCAUAUCUCAACGAACUCCAUGUCAUCGAAGUCAGUGGCCCUCUUUCGUUGGAACACAUGGAGAUGCUCGAAAGACACACAUGUCCAACUGGUCAUUGCUUCAUGAGGUUGGACUGGGCUCACCCUACUGGCUCUGUACCAUCAAGUCCACAUUGGGAUGAUCAACCGAGAAGUUUUGGAUACUCCUGGCGAGGAGGUUGCGUAGUGCCUCCCGCUUCAGAGUUUGACUAUGGUCAGUACAUGCGAUCUGCACCAACGAGAGAUUUCCACGACUACCCUUUGGUGUUUGCGGACAAUCCAACCCCCUCUGCGAAACUCCGUCGUACAACGGAGGAGUUGCGAGAACACCUAGCAAGUUUCAAUCUUAAUGAAGCCAUUGGUGGUCCCCUCGAGACAUUGGACACGGAUGGCUCUGCCUCUUCAUCUGCUCAGCUACCCGUGUUACCCCCUGUCAGCACCGGUGUUCAGCAAGGCAUGUACACAUACAAUGUAAACCAUACCAACAACAACAAUCUUGCCCCUGUCCUUAUUCCCACCCCUACCCACAAUGCCAAUGGAGGGCAACAGCCUGUUCAGAGUAUGGUUGAUAUCACCCCUUCAACCUUCAUGAGCGAUGACGACGACAAUAUUGGUGGAUUGAUGUCAGAUGAGGACAUUUCUCACUGGAUCGCAAGUCAGUCCACAUCGUACAACUUCAGCUCCAGCCCCAGUUCCAAUUCCUGA